Hippoglossus stenolepis (Pacific halibut) is the source of this 496-nucleotide messenger RNA. It is a transcript of the gene ghrh, whose product is annotated as growth hormone releasing hormone. The record is from RefSeq and is a predicted model, not a curated record. Bases 1 to 414 code for a protein of 137 amino acids. NCBI's taxonomy places the organism in Eukaryota, Metazoa, Chordata, Actinopteri, Pleuronectiformes, Pleuronectidae. Gene Ontology annotation, cellular component: terminal bouton; extracellular region; perikaryon. Gene Ontology annotation, biological process: positive regulation of multicellular organism growth; positive regulation of growth hormone secretion; positive regulation of cell population proliferation. Gene Ontology annotation, molecular function: growth hormone-releasing hormone activity; neuropeptide hormone activity; peptide hormone receptor binding. The transcript is spliced from 5 exons.
AUGAUGGAGAAAGCUGCACUGCUGCUGUUCUGUUGCCUGGUCAUGUCUUUAUCAGGCUCCCCGCUCUACCCAUCCAUUAGGUUCGGUCAGAGGGACACGUCCUUCCUGAUGACGUCGUCUAUCAGCGAUCCAGCAGAGAAGCUGCAGGACGACAUGAGUCAUCCCAGGGAGCGAGCAGAGUUACGCUCCGGACGUCACGCUGAUGCCAUCUUUACAAAUAGUUACAGGAAGGUUCUGGGACAGAUCUCUGCCAGGAAGUUCCUACAGACGGUCAUGGGCAAACGGCUGGGCUACAUGAAGCGUCAGUCAGAUAUCUACGAGGGGACCUAUAAAGAAGAUCUUACAUCCAUCCACAGCGACCAGAGAUACAGAGGAGUGCAUGGGAAAGCUCUGGGGUCCAGACUGCUGAGCUGAGAUCAGGGGACCAGACCGCCAGUGCUCAACGACACUCGUCUACUCAUGAUGACCAUCACUGCUUAGUUUCUUAUUCCUCCUC